GCUAUGAAGAUUAGAAAUAGUUGAUGAAGAAUUAGAAGGACUCCCCGUUUGUUUGCCACCCACUGAGCCGGUCUCAUGAUUUCUGCAUGACCAGGCUUUGUAUCUGGACUCCGCGCUCAUUGCCUUUUGUUCUCGCGCCCCCGGUGGGCAGCCGACGGGCCAGCAGCAGCACAGAGACUCCUUUCACCGGCACCGUUUGUUCUCCUCCUCUCUGCUGUACGCUCGCUCGAGCACGUCCCCUUUCUUCAGCUGAGCGGAAAUGCAUCUGCGCAGCUGCCAUCGCCAAUACGACUGAAUUUCAUCAGAGGUGACUGGACUGGAUCGGAAAUCUCGCCUGCGCUUUUUUUUUUUUUUUUACACACGUGGGGUGUAACAUCUGUAUAAGAGAGGUCAAAUCACAGAAACGUGUCAGUGAUCUUGUACCAGUUUCUAUAAAAACACACAGAGAGGAUUGAGGGCUGAACAUUUGACAUAGCAAACAGAUCUGGAAAGGAUUAUUGGAAAGCUACAUAAAGACUGACAACUUUCAAAAUAACGUGAGAGCCGAAGAGGAGGGUGAAUACGGAAACAGGGAGGGGUUUACUGUCAUUUUGGACUCCUGUUGAAUUCAGCGAGAGCAGAAAAGUGCUUCAGCUGUCUGGACUGAAGAGUGCUUCACACCAUCUGAGUCCAUUAGGUUCGUCUGCUGACUGUGUGCACAGAGGUGUGUGCUCAUCUGGAAUAAGAGCCUGCUCCUUCCGUGAUAAACUUCAACUUGUGAUCUGAAGUAGUUGUCUUCUGAAUAUCUUCCAACAAGCAGCAAAGAUGGAGCGGAUGGAGGAUGAUAAGCCUAAACAGAAGAAGGUAACCUUGUACCUUCUCUACUGUGUUUCCACAGCAGUCAUCGGCUCGCUACAGUUUGGCUACAAUACCGGGGUCAUCAACGCCCCAGAAAAGAAAUUGCGGGCUUUCUUCCACAAUGUGUCUACGGAGCGGUACGUGGAGGCUUUCAACGAGGACACCAUCACUACAGUGUGGAGUUUUUCUGUAGCCAUUUUCAGUGUGGGAGGCAUGAUAGGGUCCUUCUCUGUUGGAGCCAUUGUCAACAAGUUUGGCAGGCGCAAGUCCAUGCUUCUAUCUAACAUCCUGGCUAUACUGGGAGGUGCUCUGAUGGGACUGUCGAGCCUGAGUCGAUCUUUUGAGAUGGUCAUUAUCGGCCGGUUCGUCAUUGGUGUGUUCUGUGGUCUGUGCACGGGACUGACACCCAUGUACGUGGGUGAGAUCUCUCCCACCGCUCUCCGAGGAGCCUUCGGCACACUGCACCAGCUGGGUGUAGUUAUUGGUAUUCUGGUGGCACAGAUCUUUGGUCUGGAGUCUCUGUUGGGUUCAGAGUCUCUGUGGCCUCUACUGCUGGCCCUGACCGCCCUUCCUGCUGUACUGCAGAGCAUCAUGCUGCUCUUCUGCCCUGAGAGUCCUCGCUACCUGCUCAUCGUCCUCAAUGAAGAGGAGGAGGCACGAAAAGCACUGGUGCGUCUGCGCGGCUCUGAAGAUGUGACUGAUGAUAUUCAGGAGAUGAAGGAGGAAGGGAUGAAGAUGGCCAUGGAAAAGAAAGUGACCAUCCUCGAACUCUUCCGCUCCCCAAACUACCGUCAACCAAUCCUUAUCGCUAUCAUCCUCCAGCUCUCUCAGCAGCUGUCUGGCAUCAACGCUGUCUUUUACUACUCCACAGGCAUUUUUGAUAAGGCUGGUGUAACUCAGCCUAUCUACGCCACCAUUGGAGCUGGAGUCGUCAACACUGUGUUUACUGUCGUCUCUCUCUUUCUGGUUGAAAGGGCCGGGAGAAGGACCUUACACCUGAUUGGACUCGCUGGAAUGGCCAUCUGUGCCAUCCUCAUGACUAUCUCCCUCUCUUUGGUGGAGGCGAAAUACCAGUCUCUAAGCUACCUGGCCAUAGUGGCUGUGUUUGGCUUUGUUGCCAGUUUUGAGAUGGGUCCAGGUCCCAUCCCCUGGUUCAUCGUGGCUGAGCUCUUCUCCCAGGGUCCUCGACCUGCUGCCAUGGCCGUCUCUGGUUUCUCUAACUGGACCGCCAACUUCCUGGUGGGGAUAAGUUUUCCUAAACUGGAGCAACUUUGUGGUGCUUAUGUCUUCAUCAUCUUCACGAUCUUCCUCAUCGUGUUCUUCAUUUUCACCUUCCUGCGCGUGCCUGAGACCAAAGGAAGGACCUUUGAUGACAUUGCCCAGGGAUUCGCUGCCAGUGCAGCGAAACAGUCCCAGUCCCCGGUGCCUGAGGCGGUGGUCGUGGGCCUUCCAGAGAGCAAAGAACCUGCACCUAUGUCCCCAACAGAAAAGGUUCCCAUGGUGGAUCUUCCCCCAGAGAAGCAAUGAGCAUGAAGAAGAAGGAAAACUUAGGGUACAACAAAGACAACAGGUUUCAUGCACAUAGAUAUGAGUUAUAUUUUAUAACUCGCAAAUGACAAAAGAGCAGCUUAGUGCCACAGAGUGUGUUUAGAAAAGCCAACUCAGUGUAUUAAUGCAGAUAUAAGAUACUGUUUAGUGUGCCUUUUCAAAAAUUAAAUAGUGUUUUUUUUAUAGAUUCCCUAGUUACAAAUGUUAAAAUAAUUGAUAGAAGUCCCAGUAAGCCUGCUUUAAACACAGGCCAAACUUAAAUGAAUUACCAGUACUUCAUUUUUGUUGACAUUCCCAGUGCCAGCUCCACAUAUAUUCCCAUAUAAGAGGAUCAACAUAUGUUCAGUGUUAAGACCCCAGGCCCUCAGCUACCCCCAGUGUUAAAAGGUUGUAGGAUUUGGGGUUUUACGUAUUGAGGUCAAGCUUGGAAAGCCGGUUUUGGAGCCCAGUAGUUUGACCCAAAAAGACUGACUUGCUGUCCUGUCUGCCUGCCUGAUGUGUUUUAGGGAAGGGAGACAUGUUGUCCUAAGUAAACAUGGAGGAGGUGCUGUACAGUAGCGGUCUCUCUCCCCUUCAGGUGCACAAAAAAGCACUGAGUAUAGACUUAAAAUAAAUAUAUUUAAGCAUUCUGAGAGUAGAUGAUGUAGGUAUUUAUGUGUUUGAACUCAGCAGAGCUUGUGCUGAUAAAGAAGUAACACAAGGACUAUUCUGUAAACUGGUACUGCCUGUAAGAACUAUAUCAUUUGUAUGACAAUGAGAUGUAGUCUAACACUGCCAAGCCUUAACAAAGUCUCUUUACAGGCUUUCUGCUCGUAAAACCACGACCUAGCCUUGUGUAUUUUUUUAUUUCACUGCAGCGUACAGACUGGAUGACACUUGUUUACAGUAUGCAUUACAACAGUUGGAUAUGAAAUGCAAUGCAGCAUUUUGAUGCUCCAAAACUCAGGUGGCUAAUUGUUUUACAGGGCUUCUAACUAUUAUGGUUUAGAAAAGCACUUAUCCACCACUGUACAUGAAAGUCUUUUGACAUCUGUACGUACUAGCAGCAGCUACUGCAUCAUAGGUCACCAAAUCAGAAGUCCUUGUCAGUGUUAAACAGUAUUUCAUCAUUUGAGGGAUGUAUUGCAACACAUUCAAGUCCACUGAUGAUUAAAUAUCAGCAUAUACGUGUCUCAGUCAAAGCAAGAUAUUAGACGUGUGGUGAGAUGUUGAGUAAAAACGCUAAUGAAUUGUAUUUAUUUCACUGCACAGAAAAUGUCUUUUUGUCUGUAAUUGUUUGUCAUUGUCUGAAAUCGUGUGUUUAUCUUGUCAAGUAUCCAGCAUCUGCAUCAUGACCAGCUAUUAUUCAUGCUUACAAAUGUUGUGUGUCAAUGUUUGCACAGUCGCAUCACUGAUAAGGAAGCACUUUUCAACAUUUUAGCUUAACAGUGCUUCAUUUUCACAUUGCCAGUCGGACUACUGUCUAAUGAUUGUGUAUAUUAUGUAUGGCUCUCUGUUAGAUAGAAAUGUGUGUUAGGAUAUGUAUAAUUUUUGUUGUUGCUCAUAAUCCUGUUAAAUCUGUUACAUCCACUCCGAUUUCUCUUGCACUCUAGAAAUACUGUUACUAUGGUGAAUGCUACGGUGUUGCGCCACAAUUUUGGGAAAACAGAAGUGAGAAGUGACGAAGGCUGAGUGUGUGUGAGAGUCAGAUAAGAGUUGACCUUUAUUGUCUUUCUCUUAUAAUCUCUGUUGUCCUGCUGUAAUAAUAUGAGUGACUGAAAAACUAAAAAAGGAAAUAAAGUUGUCCAUAUUUUAA
This is a messenger RNA of Thunnus maccoyii (southern bluefin tuna), 4180 nucleotides long. It is a transcript of the gene slc2a3b, whose product is annotated as solute carrier family 2 member 3b. Lineage: Eukaryota; Metazoa; Chordata; Actinopteri; Scombriformes; Scombridae. The record is from RefSeq and is a predicted model, not a curated record. Gene Ontology annotation, biological process: response to insulin; monosaccharide transmembrane transport. The transcript is spliced from 12 exons. Bases 805 to 2364 code for a protein of 519 amino acids. Gene Ontology annotation, molecular function: hexose transmembrane transporter activity. Gene Ontology annotation, cellular component: basolateral plasma membrane; apical plasma membrane.